AUGGUUCAUCUAUGGGAGCGCUCUGCGCCGGUAGAGAUUUCAAAGGAAUUUCGCAACUUCCGUUUGAAUCAGAUACAUCUUGCGCUGCUUUUGACGGUGGACCUUUCCCGCCUCGUUCUCUUUGUCGAUGCCAGCUCCGGAGACGACCUCUUGGCCACUCUUUAUCAGACUGAGUACCUCCUAGCCAUAUGCAGGAACCCUCAGAACGCUCAGCGGAAGGAAACACGAUCCUCCCACGCUAGAACGUCCAUCGCGAGGACACGGCCUCAGGAGGGAACCAGCAGCAGCGGCGCAAGCAGCAGCGACGGUGACGCCGCCUACCAGCCAGGAGGCCGCGCCGAUGGCACGCGAAACCGCUCCGCGGCAAUCCGGCAAAAGGUCCGGGACAGGGACUAUUCUCGAUGUCUCUUCACCUCUGAUACUGUCCAUGAGGCUGGCCACAUAUGGCCAUUUGCCGUAAACGGUUCACAAGGCAAUCGCGAUGGUACUCGGCGCGCUCUUGGAAAGUCAGCGAUAACGAUGAGCCUUGAAAUUCGGAGCCGCCUGCUGGAGCUCUUUACUCCCGAGAAUGGCGAGCUCGCGAGUUCGGACAAAUCAUGGAAUAUGAUCUGUCUGUCUCCGACUCUGCACACUUCUUGGGCGAAGGCUCACUUUGGUCUCCGCUGGAUCGGCACUACGGAUCACUCACCGGACGCGGCUGAAACAGAUUCCGAGCGCGACUUCGUUGAGGCUUCUGUGGAAUGGAACUGGCUCCCCGGUUCCAUCUCCGAGUCUGUCCAGGCUCACUACGUGUCUCCUGCUGAUGCCAAGACAGCCGAGUUCAGACGACGGGUCGACAUCAGCACGGACCAUGCCAUCAACGACAUCGCCCAAUCGCUGAGGCAAUCACUGGCGCAGAAGCCAUCGCAUUCUUGCCGAGGGUCCAUGACCCGCGAUUACCAAGGUCGGCUAUGGGAAGAUAGUCGCCAACAGAUAUUCCGCAUCGAUAGGGAAGACGAGAAAAACAUGAAGGAUGUUGUGGACGCGCAGUGGGCGAUGGUAAAGAUUGCAGCCCUGUCGGGCGCGGGCGAGACGCCUAAUGAGCUGCAUCGCCAUCUCCCCGAUAUACCUCCAUCGGCGAAGAUAUUUGGACGGGGACUCAUCGACCCAGAUGACGAUCCCGAAGGCGAGAAAGUCGGUGACUCGAAGACGCCAGAAGCUCCAGGAGGGGGGCAGGGCAGGAGCGGCUCUUCAGGUGACGAUCCGGCCACCGUCAGCACCGGUAGUCGCCAGGUACGAAAGAUUUCUGCAAUUGCUAGCAUCUCAGCCAUGGUGAAGGGAGAGGGGAGAGCUCCCAUUCCCAUACGCGAGUCCCGUUCAUCAACCAACACUUCCGCCGAUGUCGGCCCUGCUGCCGCCAGUCGAGCCGAUCCGGACUCUGGCCCUAGCGCGGAGACGAUGACGUCCGAGUGCCUGAGCCCGACCCUCCUCCCCCGAUGCCAGGCCGAGGAACGAGACCAUGCGACGCCAUCACUUCCGUGA
Molecule: messenger RNA, 1521 nt
Organism: Geosmithia morbida
Lineage: Eukaryota; Fungi; Ascomycota; Sordariomycetes; Hypocreales; Bionectriaceae
Exons: 4
Coding region: 1-1521 (506 amino acids)
Source: RefSeq, a predicted model, not a curated record